AUGUCCCAGCAACACACUCUGCCAGUGACUCUGCCUCCCUCACUCUGUCAGGAGCCCCUCAAGCCAGUUUGCCCUCCCAUCAAUACCCAGCCCGAGCAAGUGAAACAGCCAACCCCACUGCCUGCCCUGUGCCAGAAGAUUCCCUCUAAGUUCCCAGGGGAGGUCCCCCAGGAACAUGGGGAACAUGGGGAGGUCCCCCAGGAGCAAGGGGAGAAUCAUACAACUCUCGUGAAGGGGGUGACUGAGCAACAAUGUGAGCCACAGCAGCAGGAACAUCAUCUGGAACAGCAACAGCAGCAACAGCAAGACUCACAGCAGCAGGAACAGCAUCCAGAACAGCAGCAGCAACAGCAGGACUCACAGGAGCAGGAACUUCACCUGGAACAGCAUCUGGAACAGAAGCAGCAGCAGCAGCAAGAGUCACAUGAGCAGGAACUUUGCCUGGAACAGCAUCCAGAACAGCAGCAGCAGCAGCAGCAAAAGUCACAGGAGCAGGAACUUUGCCUGGAACAGCAUCUGGAAAAGAACCAGCAGCAACAAGAGCCACAGGAGCAGGAACUGCACCUGGAACAGCAUCUGGAACAGCAGCAGCAAGAGUCACAGGAGCAGGAACUUCACCUGGAACAACAUCUGGAACAGAAGCAGCAGCAGCAAGAGCCACAGGAGCAAGAAAUUCACCUGGAGCAGCAUCUGGAACAGCAGCAGCAGAAAGAGUCACAGGAGCAGGAACUGCACCUGGAACAGCAUCUGGAACAGCAGAAGGAGCAGGAAAUACAGCAGCAGCAACAAAAGGAACAGUGUGAGGAACAUCAGGAAGCAAAAAACCUGGAGCAGCAGCUGGAGCAGGAGAAAGCACAAAGGAAGCAGCAGCAAAAGGAACAGCUGGGACAGGAGAAGAAGAUCAUGGGCCAGCAACUGGAUGGAGAUCUAGCAAAGAGAAAUGAGCACCUGGAAAAGAGAGAAGAGCAGCAGCCAGAGCCAGCAGAGCAGCAGGAAGGCCAACUGACGCAGCCUGCAUUUGUCCCAGCUCCUGGCCAGGUCCAAGAGCCCCUACUAGUCCAUCCACUGAGGGGAGAAGUCAUGCCCCUCAUAGACCAACAGCAGCAGAAGCAGGAGGUAUAUGGCCCCCCAAAAUAUAAGUAA
Puma concolor (puma) is the source of this 1143-nucleotide messenger RNA. It is a transcript of the gene IVL, whose product is annotated as involucrin. Lineage: Eukaryota; Metazoa; Chordata; Mammalia; Carnivora; Felidae. The record is from RefSeq and is a predicted model, not a curated record.